GCGGGGAGAGGGUGCUGUGGAGCCUCCGCCACAGAGACCCGGCGGCGGGCGCAGUGCGUUCCGCUGGGGCCGUGCUUAACCCAGGUUUCCCUGUUGCCAGGAGCUGGAGGAGCCCAGGGAGCGCUCUGGAGUGGAAGCGCUGGACACGGCUCCUGGCGGAGGUGGACGUGGGCCGCGUUUCCCCAUCUCCGGCGGAAGUGAGGGCGUCACGACGGCGAUGCGAGGUGGAGGAGCUCAGUGGUGACACAGAACCACCUCAGGAUGUCUGUAAUUAAGCAAGGGACAGCAACACUUCGGAAAGCAAAAAAAAACACAGUAAAAACAUGUCUAGAUAACCCCUUUGUUUUCCAAUGGAAAACCAUAGAUGGAGAAGAUAUGCAUUUUAUACUAGAGACCUUAGAAGAAAGGAUUAAACAUAUUGGACUUAAAAAGAUUGAGAGUCCAAGAAAGAAAAAACGUUCCCUUACAAAAAAACAAACAGAAAGAAAGUGUGAUGCUAGCACCAAUCAACUCCCUAAAGAGGAAACAGAAAACCACCAACAAAACCCAGGAUGGACUGACAUAAGUAUCAGAAGACAGCUUGCUAUUGGAGUUAAUGAAGUUACAAAAGCAUUGGAAAAAAAUGAGCUGCUUCUCUUGCUGGUGUGCAAGUCUGCCAAACCUGCCAUGAUCACGUCGCACCUGAUCGAGCUGAGCGCGAGCCGCACCACGCCGGCAGGGCAGGUGCCACGGCUCAGCGAGACCAUCGCGCCCCUUCUCGGCUUAACAUCUGUUCUAGCACUCGGCUUCAAAAAGCAGUCUGACACAUUCACUGAAGCAAUAGCAGCAAUAAUUCCAAAGAUACCAGCUUUGGAAGUGCCCUGGUUUCAGUACACAGCCGAAGAACCUGUGUCUUAUGUAGAUUCAGAUUCUUCAGAAAAUCUGGAACCUGAACAGCUCACAGAGGUGCUGGGGGAUAAGCUCACAAAUCAGAAGCGGAAGCAUACAGAAAGCAACUGGCCUGAUCUUUCAAAUGUAAUUUUGCAGCCUUUGAAAAUCAAGAAACUUGUCCCAAAUCCCAGUAAGAUAAAGAAACCACCUCGCAAAAAGAAAAAGGCUUUUUCAGUGUAACUGAUUUUAGUUUGGUUCACUCCAUUAAACAGAUUUUUUAAACGAAGGAUGGAAUACAGUUUAACUGAACAAUUCUUUUAGGCUUUACAGUGUAAAGCCUAAAUACACUGUGAAUACACUGUGAACUUUGUUACAUUUGGCUGAGAUACUUUCAGCUUUAAUAAAGAAUAUUGCUCAGA
Parus major (Great Tit) is the source of this 1289-nucleotide messenger RNA. It is a transcript of the gene RPP38, whose product is annotated as ribonuclease P/MRP subunit p38. Gene Ontology annotation, cellular component: nucleolar ribonuclease P complex; fibrillar center; ribonuclease MRP complex. The record is from RefSeq and is a predicted model, not a curated record. Bases 262 to 1110 code for a protein of 282 amino acids. Gene Ontology annotation, biological process: tRNA 5'-leader removal. The transcript has 2 exons. NCBI's taxonomy places the organism in Eukaryota, Metazoa, Chordata, Aves, Passeriformes, Paridae. Gene Ontology annotation, molecular function: ribonuclease P activity; ribonuclease P RNA binding.